Messenger RNA from Odobenus rosmarus divergens (Pacific walrus), 1266 nucleotides. Its product is annotated as cytochrome P450 4B1-like. The transcript has 10 exons. Gene Ontology annotation, molecular function: oxidoreductase activity, acting on paired donors, with incorporation or reduction of molecular oxygen; heme binding; iron ion binding. The record is from RefSeq and is a predicted model, not a curated record. Bases 1 to 1266 code for a protein of 421 amino acids. NCBI's taxonomy places the organism in Eukaryota, Metazoa, Chordata, Mammalia, Carnivora, Odobenidae.
AUGGGCUCACCAAGUGUUUGUGUCUUGUCUGUCCUGGCUCAGCCAAGCAAAGUGAGGGAAGAGACAAGCUCGGGCUUCCUGCUUGCAUCAGAAUGGGAAGUUUUCAGGAGAAGCCAAGCACUCAGCUGCUGCAAGGGAGAAAGUGAAGACAUCGGGGAAGAGCAGCAGGCUAGAUUGGCAGAUUUAGAAGACUGGCUAGAUGCUGCCUCAUCUCAGCUGUUGUUGGACAAGUGGGAGGAAAAGGCUCGUGACGAUAAGAGCUUUGACAUCUUCUGUGAUGUGGGCCACAUGGCACUGGACUCACUCAUGAAGUGCACCUUUGGCAGAGGAGACGGCGGUCUGGGCCACAGGGGCAGUAGCUCCUACUCGGCCAUCAGCGAACUCACUCUGCUGGUGCAGCAGCGCACUGAGUCCUUCCAGUACCAUAACGACUUCAUCUACUGGCUCACCCCACAUGGUCGCUGCUUCUUGCGGGCCUGCCAGGCAGCCCACGACCACACAGACCAGGUCAUCAGGGAACGAAAGGCAGCCCUGCAGGAUGAGAAAGAGCAGCAGAAGAUCCAGAGCCAGAGGCACCUGGACUUCCUGGACAUUCUUCUGGGGGCUCAGGAUAAAAAUGGGAUCAAGUUGUCAGACGCAGAUCUCCGGGCUGAGGUCGACACAUUCAUGUUUGAAGGCCAUGACACCACCACCAGUGGCAUCUGCUGGUUUCUCUACUGCAUGGCCCUGUACCCUGAGGACCAGCAUCGUUGUCGGGAGGAGGUCUGUGACAUCCUUGGAGACCGGGAUUCCUUCCAGUGGGAUGAUCUGGGGAAGAUGACCUACUUGACCAUGUGCAUCAAGGAGAGCUUCCGCCUCUACCCACCCGUGCCCCAGGUGUACCGCCAGCUCAGCAAGCCUGUCAACUUUGUGGAUGGCCGCUCCCUACCAGCAGGCAGCCUGAUCUCUCUGCACAUCUAUGCCCUCCAUAGGAACAGCGCAGUGUGGCCUGACCCUGAGGUCUUUGACCCUCUACGCUUUUCCCCCGAGAAUGUGGCCACACGCCACCCCUUCGCCUUCAUGCCCUUCUCUGCUGGGCCCAGGAACUGCAUUGGGCAGCAGUUUGCCAUGAAUGAGGUGAAGGUGGUCACGGUCCUCUGCUUGCUCCGCUUUGAGUUCGCCCUGGACCCCUUGCGGCCCCCCAUCAAGAUGCCCCAGCUGAUCCUGCGCUCCAAGAACGGCAUCCACCUCCGCCUGAAAUCGCUGCGCCCAGGCUCUGGGAAGUAG